Molecule: messenger RNA, 2041 nt
Organism: Nilaparvata lugens (brown planthopper)
Lineage: Eukaryota; Metazoa; Arthropoda; Insecta; Hemiptera; Delphacidae
Product: TBC1 domain family member 19
Exons: 13
Coding region: 26-1420 (464 amino acids)
Source: RefSeq, a predicted model, not a curated record
UUUGUGCUAAGAAAAAUCUCAUAUUAUGGGAGAUUUAAAAGAUAAAAGUAUUCAUUUGACUGCUGAAAAACUAGCUGAGGAAAUAAAAGGGAUGAAAGUCUACAAGGAUUUCUAUAAAGAUUUACAGGUUAAACAUUGUAGAAAAAAAAAUGUUAUGGAACACAAUAAGGUGUUCGAGAUCAUUAAACUCUGCGGUCGAUAUGUAACGGAAGACUUGAUGCAAUGGGAGAAAAGAAUCCACAAAUCUCUCAACUCGAUGUGCACAGAAAUAGGUGUGUCAUUAUCACGCUUCAGGCUGGCUUCUGAUAGGGAUGAAUUGAGUGAUAAGUGGAACGAACUGAGUACUUACGAUAUAGAUUUGGCUUCAUAUCGGCCUGUUUAUGCGCCCAAGGACUUUCUGGAGGUCCUACUUUGGAUUCGAAGUCCAAACUAUCGACCUAUCGAUGGCGAAGGCACGUGGGAUUUUACACAAAUACCAUUGAAAGUUAAAACUUUGGCUGAAUUGAGAAGUUUUUAUUUGGAAUUAUCCAGAGGAGAAUGCUUGCUAGGCGUAAACGCAAAUAUGCCAUCACAUGGACAAUAUCCUACAAUUGAACUGGAACGAACGGCUUUAGGCGAAAAAGUACUUGCUUGUAGGCAUGCGCCAGUCGCCCAAGAAUUCUUGAAGAAAGGAGCACCAAGAAGUCUGAGAGGCCGUCUCUGGGCUCAGGUCAUGGGAUCUGAAGUUAGAGCUGCUGAUAAAGAAUACUUCAAUGAGCUGAAACAAAUGGUCCUACAGUAUGAUUUGAUGGUCGAUAAACUGAUCAUAAAGGACGUUCAGUUGACUGCUUCAAACGAUGAUCAAUAUUUUGUUUUUGAAGAUGUUCUCUAUCAGGUACUGUUGUGUUUCUCAAGAGACACAGAAAUCUUGUCAGUUUACAAUCACAGCUGUGGUAGUCCAAUCCACGGCGUUCUCAAAUCCAAACCGGCAACGCUUGAGAACACUGUCGUAUAUCCUCCCAGUGGUGUCAUACCUUUCCAUGGAUUUACAAUGUAUGGUAAGUUUAUUACAGAGUGCUCUGCAUAUUUCAGCUACGUAAUAAUAUAUUAUUUACUAUUUUUGUUAAAGUACAGUUUUGAGUUCGAUACAAAUGGAAUUAAUGCUAAUCGUCUGCAUAUUUUCAGUGUAAGAAUUGUUUUCAAAUGGUUAAUGCGGAGCUUCAGUGGCUACCUUCCUCCAGAGCAGCUCCUCUAUCUGUGGGACAUAGUUGUUGCUUACGACUCGCUGGAAAUAACCUCACUACUAGCGGUGGCUAUUCUCAGCUUCAGGAAGCACAACUUGUUCCAAGUGGAUAACAUGCAAGGAAUUGAGGCUGUCCUAGCUGAUCUAUCAUCAAUCCAAGUAUUAUCUCUGCUUCAGAUGGCGCUUAUGCCUGAAUGAUAAUGGCUAUGAAUAAAAAUACAAGAUCUGUCCAGGAAGGUUCAUUUUUCUGAGAGUUCUACGUGGAGUAGCCAGUAGAAGAUAAUCCAAACCAUGUAUGAGGAAUGAUACUGCUAUCUAGUCUUAUAUGAGAAAUUUUGGAUUUAAGAAUAGGACUGCUUAAAAAUGUUUUUGGACUCAAGAAGAAGUGUAUGUUACCUGUGAUCCCAAUAUGUUUCUCCUAAACUACUGAGUUGGCUGGUUGGUGUUUUUAAACUCCUUUCUAUUGAAUGUGAGAAACUUUUUGAUUUGCCUGUGAAUUAUCUUGGUGUUAUCAGUAGUUAUAAAAUUGAGUUAAAUUAAGAAAUUCAUCCGCCUAUUGCAGUUAAAUAUCACUUCUAUUUGUAUAAUAAAUGAAGUUACUGUAGAAAACGAUUGUACAAAAAUCAAGCUCUGAUCUCCGACUAUUGAUGACAAAUUCAUCUGAUCUCAUAUUACUGAUGAAAAUAUCGUUUGAUCUCUGAUUACUGUUGUAAUAAUAUUAUACUCGUGUAAGAGACUGUAAAAAUAUUGGUCUAGAAGUUACCUAUCAAUCUAAAUUUUUACUUUCUACUCUAAAUAAUAAUUUAAACUGAUGUUUAA